Molecule: messenger RNA, 1911 nt
Organism: Rosa rugosa (rugosa rose)
Lineage: Eukaryota; Viridiplantae; Streptophyta; Magnoliopsida; Rosales; Rosaceae
Product: glucose-1-phosphate adenylyltransferase small subunit, chloroplastic/amyloplastic
Exons: 9
Coding region: 86-1657 (523 amino acids)
Biological process (GO): glycogen biosynthetic process
Molecular function (GO): glucose-1-phosphate adenylyltransferase activity
Source: RefSeq, a predicted model, not a curated record
GAUAUUUGCCACUUUCCUCCCACACUCAAAACAAACACUCCUCUCUCCCACUCUGCAAAAAUACUUGUUCUACGUUCCUCCUCCAAUGGCUUCCUCAUCAACAAUGGCAGCGAACGGGGUUCUCACUCUCCGGUCAUCCACGUAUGCCAAUGCUUCGAAUCAAACCCAGAAGACGAAUCCGGCCUCCGCGCCGAGAGGGCUCUCGUUCAGCGGCUCUCAUCUCUCCGGGGCCAAAAUCCCGACGACGUCUUUGAGGACUUCCCCCAACAACACUCAAAGGGCGCCAUUGGUUGUGUCUCCCAAGGCCGUUUCGGAUUCCAAGAACUCCCAGACGUGUCUUGAUCCCGAUGCGAGCAGAAGUGUGUUGGGGAUUAUACUGGGAGGUGGAGCCGGGACGAGGCUUUACCCGUUGACAAAGAAGCGUGCGAAGCCUGCUGUUCCAUUGGGAGCGAAUUACAGGCUGAUUGAUAUUCCCGUCAGCAAUUGCCUCAACAGCAACGUUUCCAAGAUCUACGUCCUCACACAGUUCAAUUCCGCUUCUCUUAAUCGCCAUCUGUCUCGGGCUUACGCCAGCAACAUGGGAGGGUACAAAAAUGAAGGCUUUGUUGAAGUGCUUGCGGCGCAGCAGAGUCCCGAGAAUCCCAAUUGGUUCCAGGGUACUGCAGAUGCUGUGAGGCAGUAUUUGUGGUUGUUUGAAGAACACAAUGUGUUGGAGUUUUUGGUUCUUGCCGGGGACCAUUUGUAUCGGAUGGACUAUGAGAAGUUCAUUCAGGCUCAUAGAGAAACUGAUGCAGAUAUCACUGUGGCUGCUCUCCCCAUGGAUGAGAAGCGUGCUACUGCCUUCGGUUUGAUGAAGAUUGAUGAUGAGGGUCGCAUUAUUGAGUUUGCUGAGAAGCCUAAAGGGGAGCAACUCAAAGCUAUGAAGGUAGAUACAACCAUAUUGGGUCUUGAUGAUGAGAGAGCUAAAGAGAUGCCUUACAUCGCCAGUAUGGGUAUAUAUGUUGUGAGCAAAAAUGUGAUGUUAGAUCUGCUUCGAGAGAAGUUUCCUGGAGCAAAUGAUUUUGGGAGUGAAGUCAUUCCUGGUGCAACCUCCAUUGGGUUGAGGGUUCAAGCUUAUCUGUAUGAUGGCUACUGGGAAGACAUUGGUACCAUUGAGGCUUUCUAUAAUGCUAAUCUGGGGAUAACUAAAAAGCCAAUUCCAGAUUUCAGCUUCUACGAUCGUUCAUCCCCGAUCUACACCCAACCUCGGUAUUUGCCCCCAUCCAAAAUGCUUGAUGCUGAUGUCACAGAUAGUGUUAUUGGCGAAGGUUGUGUGAUAAAGAACUGUAAAAUUCACCAUUCUGUCGUUGGGCUUCGUUCUUGCAUAUCAGAAGGUGCUGUUAUUGAAGACACAUUACUGAUGGGGGCAGACUACUAUGAGACGGAUGCUGACAGGAGGUUUCUGGCUGGAAGAGGCAGUGUUCCAAUUGGUAUCGGAAAGAAUUCUCACAUUAAGAGAGCUAUAAUUGACAAGAAUGCUCGAAUUGGGGACAAUGUGAAGAUUGUCAACAGUGACAGUGUGCAAGAAGCUGCAAGAGAAACAGAUGGAUAUUUCAUCAAAAGCGGGAUUGUCACAGUGAUCAAGGAUGCCUUGAUUCCUAGUGGAACUGUAAUCUGAGCUCCGCUUUUCCACCUGUUUAAAUUUUGCUGACCACGAAGGCUCUUCUUUACCACCACGCUGAUAGAACAAUGAUGCUCUCUGCAGCCAAAGCAAACUUAGCAAGUCUACUUUGAGGGUUCUGUCUUCUGAUCAUGCAAUGUAUAUUUCAGGGUACUACAAUGUAAUUAGAGGAAGAGACCUCAAAUAUUUGCUCUUGUAGAUGUUCUAUUUCUAUCUGAAAUAAAGUGUCAUUAUUUAAUAUGAGAACUCAA